This is a messenger RNA of Lactuca virosa, 438 nucleotides long. The record is from the annotation of a GenBank genome assembly. Lineage: Eukaryota; Viridiplantae; Streptophyta; Magnoliopsida; Asterales; Asteraceae.
AUGGUUUUGCACAAGCUACUCCAAAGACUAGCACCACCAAUCAGAUUCAUAAAGCUUAUGGAAGCUCUGACCGUUUUCCUUCUGCUCAUACAUGGUUAUAUUGUCUCCAGAGGCAGAUCCUCCUGUUGUCAAGUUGAUGGAUUACAACAAAGUAUGAGCAACAAAAGAAGAAAUGAGAUCAGCAGAAGAAAAGUUCUGGUGAAACUAAUAGUGAACUUGACGGGACGUGAAAACGAGUUCAAAAAUAAUGCGAUUGAUCUUAUUAGACGUUUCUGUGAUGAUGUAGGGGAGAUUGAGGAGAUCAAGAAUUUUAGGGACAGGAACAUGACAUUGGUGUUGGUUCCAAACAAAGUUGUUCUACAACAAAAAGAAACACCAAAGAAGAAAGAAAAGUCAACUGGGACUGAAGUAUCUGUAACUGCUUCUGUAUCACCAUGA